AUGCUGUCCCGACAGCUCGUCCGCGCCGCCUGCAGGACAGCAGCCUCCUCUCCGGCCUCGCGCCCUGCCCUCGCCUCCAGCAGCACCGCCGCCCUCCAGCAGCAGCGGAGGACGUACGCCACGCCGUCGGGCCCGCCGCCCAAGGGCUUCCGGCUGCCGGCCCCGACCGAGUGGGACCAGGAGAAGGAGGGCACGAUGGACCGGGUCGGCAAAUACUUUUUGCUGACCGAGAUGGCGCGGGGCAUGUAUGUCCUGAUGGAGCAGUUCUUUAGGCCGCCAUACACUAUUUUCUACCCCUUCGAGAAGGGCCCCAUCUCCCCCAGAUUCCGCGGCGAGCACGCCCUGCGGAGAUACCCCUCUGGCGAGGAGCGCUGCAUCGCCUGCAAGCUCUGCGAGGCUAUCUGCCCUGCCCAGGCCAUCACCAUCGAGGCCGAGGAGCGCAUGGACGGCUCGAGGAGGACGACGCGCUACGACAUCGACAUGACCAAGUGCAUCUACUGCGGCUUCUGCCAGGAGUCGUGCCCCGUCGACGCCAUCGUCGAGUCGCCCAAUGCCGAGUACGCCACCGAGACGAGAGAGGAGCUGCUGUACAACAAGGAGAAGCUGCUGGCCAACGGAGACAAGUGGGAGCCGGAGCUGGCGGCUGCCAUCCGUGCUGAUUCUCCCUACAGAUAA
This is a messenger RNA of Thyridium curvatum, 675 nucleotides long. RefSeq lists its product as uncharacterized. The transcript is spliced from 5 exons. The coding region runs from base 1 to 675 and encodes 224 amino acids. Gene Ontology annotation, cellular component: membrane. NCBI's taxonomy places the organism in Eukaryota, Fungi, Ascomycota, Sordariomycetes, Thyridiales, Thyridiaceae. The record is from RefSeq and is a predicted model, not a curated record. Gene Ontology annotation, biological process: mitochondrial electron transport, NADH to ubiquinone; mitochondrial respiratory chain complex I assembly. Gene Ontology annotation, molecular function: NADH dehydrogenase activity; 4 iron, 4 sulfur cluster binding.